Messenger RNA from Hemisphaericaspora subhashii, 1980 nucleotides. RefSeq lists its product as uncharacterized. The record is from RefSeq and is a predicted model, not a curated record. The coding region runs from base 1 to 1980 and encodes 659 amino acids. The transcript has a single exon. Gene Ontology annotation, cellular component: cytoplasm. NCBI's taxonomy places the organism in Eukaryota, Fungi, Ascomycota, Pichiomycetes, Serinales, Debaryomycetaceae.
AUGAUGACGUUAAACGAAUUCAAUAAGAAUAAUACACCCGAUAGACAACAACCGCAAAGACCAAUACUUCAAUCCUCACCACCAUCAUCUUCACUGUCUCUGUUUGCUGACUAUACAACAACAACUUCCCAAUCUCAACAAUUUCCGCAAUCCUCCACCAAUUUUAUGCGCAUGGCCAGUGGUAGUGGAACAUCAAAACCAAUGGCAUCUGCAAGUAUUUGGAAUUAUUCAAAUGCAGCACAUAGAAGACAUUCAUCAAUCGAUCCAAGUAUUUGGUCGUCAUCAGCAUCCUCGAAUACCGGGGGAUUGCCUUCAUCACUGAAUAUUUGGUCAACCCUGACUACUUCACCACAACAGCAACAGCCCCAACAAGGAACGGAAAAUUAUACUGCAGGUUUGACAACUAGUAAUCGUUCCUCUCUGAUUGCUGGAUAUUCACCGCCACCUCCAGGUAUGAAUACUAGUAGUGCCGGGACUACUGCUACAUUUGAAGAAAAUGAAUAUCCUAAUGUAUCACCUACCCAAUUAUUUGAUCCAGUUCGUAGGCAUUCAUUUACUGACGGAUACACUACUGGCAGUGGUGUCACCACUAACGAAAGCACAUUACAAUUAGUUGAUGAUUAUUUUGAAACUGAUCCUCAUGAACGAGUUAAAGUUACAUUACAAUUAUUGAAUGAACGAUUUUUUGAUGAAGAAAAAUAUCUUGGUGAUGCUUAUCAAUUACCCAAAUUCCCCAUUGAAUCCUCAUUACGUAAUUAUCAAUUGAUUUUAGUUGGAUUUAAAGCCGGUAGAAUUGAUGUGUUUUAUUUACCUACUAGUCCUACACCUUUAGAAUUGAUGAAUUUAAAAGUUGGUGAUUUGGUUAUUGUUGAAGCUGAUCGAGGUCGGGAUUUGGGAAAAGUUUUCAAGAUGAAUAUUUCAAUUGAUGAAGCUAGAUUAUUGAAGUUGUUACAAUUUCAAGAACAGCAAGCUGCUUUGAAUGAACAUGAGAAUAUUUUGGAUGAUUUAUCCGUGAAGAAUAUGUCUGAACAAACUGGUGGUAAUAAUAAUGUUGCUCCUCCCACAUUACAUUUCCCAAAAUCAAUUAUUUCAUUAGCUCAACCAAAUGAAAUUAUUCAAAUUUUGAAUAAGAAACAAGAUGAAGAAAAGGCUUGUAGAUUAUGUUUGGCAAAGAUUGCUAAUGCAACUAGUAAUCAAUUGUUAAAUUCUGCCACUCCAAGUACAACUACUCAAGACUUAUUACAAAUGAAAUUAAUUGAUGCUGAAUAUCAAUUUGAUCGUAAGAAGUUGAUUUUUUAUUAUUCAACCUCAAAACGUAUUGAUUUUAGAGACUUGGUGAGGGAAUUAUUUAGAAUUUAUAAAACUAGAAUUUGGAUGUGUGCAGUUAUUGGAUUACCUUAUAAUAUUUCCAGGAAAUCAGUUAGUCCAUUAUCUGGAAAUGCAUUUACAAAUCCAUUUACCCAACCACAACAACAGCAACAACAGCAACAGCAGCAACCAAUUCAAACUCAACAACCACAAUUGAUGAAUGCUGGCCCUCCUCCUAUUCAACAACAACAACAACAGCCGCCAUUCAGGUUCGAAAGAAGAUUGAGCUAUCAACCUCCACCCACCUUUCAACAACAAUCGUAUAUGCCACCUCCACAACAAAUGCAACAGAUGCAACAACAGCAACAGGUUCCUGUAUCGUUUAGACAAGAGAAUAUGGCACCUAGAAGAUUUUCCAUUGAUUCAAGACAAUCAAUGCCACAAUAUUCAUUUGGUGGAGGACAAGCACCACAACAACAGUUACAACAACCACUUCAAACUAUUCCACAACAACAAUUAUUUGCACCUGAUUUCCAAUUACCUUCAAGAUUAAGAUCUCAAGAUCAUACUACUAGAAAUGGAAAUGAAAAAGAUGAAGAUGAUGUUGGAUUGAAUAAUAAUUCAGGUGAAGCUUUUGUUUUAAAAUCAUUAGUUGAUUCAAUUAAUCAUUAG